AGUGGUGAUCAAAACAGUGUAACCAUGGCGCAGUUUCUAUUUCAAGUUUUAUACUCGUUUAUGAUUGUGACAAUUGUUUUGGGCAAUUCAUUAGGGGAAUUGCAAAAGAGUUACGCAGAUUUAGUUAUGGAAUGUGCGAAAGAGUUUCCAUUAACUCCUGAAGACAUUGCUCAGUUACAGAACAAGCAAUUGCCAGAAAAAGAGCCGGUGAAAUGCCUUUUCGCUUGCACUUACAAGAAGGCUGGAAUGAUGGAUGACGAAGGUAAAAUGUCUCUGGAUGGUGCUCAAGAUGUUAUACACAAAUAUUUAGCCGACGAUCCGGACACUAUGAAGAAAGCGCUCGAUUUUAUUAACGCUUGCAGUAUUGUGAAUGAAGCAGAAGUUAGCGAUGGAACUAAAGGCUGUGAUAGAGCUGCAUUGAUGUUCCGCUGUAGUAUUGAUAAAGCCGAUGAGAGUUUAAAUGACGCUGAGGUAAAAGCUGCAUUCACAAAAACAGUAUUGCAAUGCACAAAAGAGUUUCCCGUAGACAUGAAGGAAUUGCUUCAGCUACAAGCACUUAAAGUACCCAAAAAACAACAGACCAAAUGUCUGCUCGCUUGUGCGUACAAGAAAAUUAAAACUUUCAAUGACAAAGGAAUGUACGUUCUUGACGAAGGUUAUAAGUUUGCAGAAUUAAGUAAAAACGGCGACGAACAAAGAUUAAUAAAUGGUCGAAAAUUGGCUGAGAUGUGCAGUAUGGUUAACGAUAUGGAAGUAACCGAUGGUGACAAGGGUUGUGAUAGAGCGGCAUUUUUCUUUAAAUGUUUUACAGAAAAUGGACAAAAGUUGGGAUUCAAAAUGUAGCCGAAUGACUAAGCAAAGAAGUGAUGCUCCUUAUUAUGUUGCACAAUUAAAAAACUUU
Messenger RNA from Papilio machaon (common yellow swallowtail), 901 nucleotides. RefSeq lists its product as uncharacterized. Gene Ontology annotation, molecular function: odorant binding. Bases 25 to 843 code for a protein of 272 amino acids. The transcript has 8 exons. The record is from RefSeq and is a predicted model, not a curated record. Gene Ontology annotation, biological process: sensory perception of smell. NCBI's taxonomy places the organism in Eukaryota, Metazoa, Arthropoda, Insecta, Lepidoptera, Papilionidae.